This is a messenger RNA of Aphidius gifuensis, 1422 nucleotides long. RefSeq names its product facilitated trehalose transporter Tret1-like. The transcript is spliced from 6 exons. The record is from RefSeq and is a predicted model, not a curated record. Gene Ontology annotation, molecular function: transmembrane transporter activity. Gene Ontology annotation, cellular component: membrane. NCBI's taxonomy places the organism in Eukaryota, Metazoa, Arthropoda, Insecta, Hymenoptera, Braconidae. Bases 1 to 1422 code for a protein of 473 amino acids. Gene Ontology annotation, biological process: transmembrane transport.
AUGACAGUAAACAGAGAGUCAAAUAUUUUACAAUAUUUUGCGACAGUUGCUGCAUGUUUGUCAGCAUUUACUUCGUCAGCCAUGAUUGCUUGGACAAGUCCAACAUUACAAAAAUUAGAAAAAAAUAAUCCAGUUGCUGACGACAAUCCAUUUGGUCAUGCAAUAACAGCUGAUGAAAGUUCUUGGAUUUCAUCACUACCAAUACUGGCUACAGUUUUAGGUUGUUUCUUUUUUGGAUACCUUGCUAAAAGAUGGGGACGUAGAAAAUCUUUGUUGUCUUGUGUUAUACCAUUCUCCAUAAGUUGGAUAUUUGUUGGACUCGCUAAAAGUAUAACAACAUUGUGCAUAGGAAGAAUCAUUGGAGGAUUCGCCAUAGGUGCACCAUUAUCAGUUAUACCAAUGUAUACUGCUGAAAUAAGUGAUAAAUCCAUAAGAGGUACACUCAGUUCAUUUAUGCAAGUUUUUUUAAAUAUUGGCUGGAUAUUUUCAUUCUCAAUUGGGCCAUAUGUGUCUUAUGAUAUUCUUUGGAUGUCAUGUGCUACUUUACCAUUUUUAUUUUUUAUAACGUUUUAUUUAAUGCCCGAGUCACCAUACUAUUUAGCAUCACAAGGUGAACAUGAAAAAAUGAUUCAAGUUUUGAUUAAAUUUCGUGGUAAUAUUGGUAAUGAUUUGGUUAAAGCUGAAGCUGAUGAAAUUAAAGUUAGUAUAGAUUGUGUUCAAGCUGCUGCUAGACUUGAAACAAGUAUUAUGGAUUUAUUCAGAAUACCAAGUAAUUUUAGAGCACUUUGGUACAGUUGUAUAAUGUUUACAUUUCAAAAUUUUUCCGGUGCUAUUGUUGUUUUAAACAAUGCAGAAUCAAUAUUCACUGCAACUGGUGUAAGUAAUACAGUUUCACCAGCAGUUUCUGUAAUAAUAAUUGGAGUUGUUCAACUCGUUUUUUGUUGUAUAACACCAUUGUUUGUUGAUAAUUGGGGAAGAAAAAUGUUGUUAAUUUUAUCAGGUAUUGGUGAAACACUGAGUCUUGCAGCACUUGGAUUAUAUUUUUAUUUAUCUGAAAAUGCUAAUAAUGGUGAUGGAGAUGUAAGUGGUAUCAGCUGGUUACCAAUCACUUCGAUGAUAUUUUUUUUUGCAACAUUUAGUAUUGGCUGGGGGCCAUUACCAUGGACCGUGAUGAGUGAAAUAUUUGCUUCUGAUAUUAAAACAAAAGCUUUUGGUAUUAUUAUAACCGUAAAUGGGCUUGUAGCAUUUUUAAUACUUAAAUUUUUUCCAACUAUUGUUGUUUACUUUGGCAUGCACAGCGUAUUUUGGCUAUUCGCAAUUAUUUGUUUUAUCGGUAUUUUAUUUACCAUAUUUGUACUUCCUGAAACUAAAGGAAAAAGUUUAAAAGAAAUUCAAAAACAACUUGGUAGUCAUGAUGUUUAA